AUGCUAGCGGACAUAGAUGUAUUAUAUUACCAGGAAAAACAGAAGUCCGACAGCAUUCGACCUAAAAUAUUUGAAUACAUAGACCAUCCUACCGAUGGCAAAGAUAUUGAAAACAUGGACCACGAAGAGACGCCACUGCUACUGGCCGCAGCCAGGGGAAUACUAGAAGUGGUUGAAAGGAUCGUGGAAGCCCACCCAGAGGCUGUGGACUACGUGACGACACAAGACAGAAACAUUCUACAUGUCAUCAUUGCACACCGACAGCUCAAGAUCUUUGAAUGGUUUAAAACUAGAGAACUUCUCGUGCACAGACUGGCCAAGAGGAUCGACGUGUUGGGCUACACAAUACUGCACCAUGUUGGAAUCACUCAAUUCCUCCAUGAAUCCACCCAUGGUCCAGCAAUACAGCUUCAACAUGAGCUCGAGUGGUUCGAUCGCAUCCGCAAAGUGCUUCCGUUCAAUAAAACUCACAAGGAUUUGCUAGAUAAAGGCAAAGAAUGGGUCAAGAAAACCUCCGAGUCUUGCUCUGCCGUUGCUGUCCUCAUGGCCUCGGUCACCUUCGCCGCUGCCUUCACUGUCCCUGGUGGACUCAACUCCAAAACUGGCUCUCCGGUUCUCCUCUCUAACCCUACCUACAUGUUGUUCACCGGCUUGGACAUCACCUCCCUCAUCUCAUCGCUCUCCUCCUUGAUUCUGUUUCUCUUGAUCUUGACCUCGCCUUUUGAGUUGGAUGCUUUUCGACAACAAUUACCAAUUCAAUUGUCCUUCGGAUUCAAUCUGUUGUUCUUGUCGGUGGCGAGCACCAUGAUUGCAUUCGCUAUGGCCGUCGUCCUCACAAUGAAAUCGACCAAUAUGGUAUGGGUGGAGUGGGUUUUGUAUUUGGUCACACUUGUUCCAAUAAUCAUUUUUAUGGUAAUGAAGUUGCAGCUGUUGCUGGAGCUGGAGAGAAAUGUUCAAAAGAGUCUACAAUUUCUUUGGAAGUUGCUUCCCAGGGGUUUCCUUGCCAUAUUUUUUGAGAUUCCUUCCAAAUUUUUAAGCAACAAAUCUACCUAAUCUUCAUGCCUGGAUUUGGGAGCGGAUAUAACCGCGGUUGGAUACGUCAUAAACCACUUCCUUUUCUUACCUUAAUUAUCUAUGAAGUUUGUCGCACAUAAUGUUCAAAA
Messenger RNA from Cucurbita moschata (crookneck pumpkin), 1163 nucleotides. RefSeq lists its product as uncharacterized. NCBI's taxonomy places the organism in Eukaryota, Viridiplantae, Streptophyta, Magnoliopsida, Cucurbitales, Cucurbitaceae. The transcript is spliced from 2 exons. The record is from RefSeq and is a predicted model, not a curated record. Bases 1 to 1053 code for a protein of 350 amino acids.